GUUCUGAUUGGGAGAAGUCUGAACUCCUGUGUGCUGAUUUAGAUUGAGAAAUCUGUCACUGCUUAUUACAUUUUAUUCCUGGUUCUGAGCAGCAAGUACUUCUGAAUUCAGCAAAUUGUGGAGUUUUUCAGCACUUAGUUGCCUGAUAUAGAAUCCAGUGUAUGUUCUGUCCCUUGUGCAGAAAGAUUUUAACCUUCCGGGAUUAGUUCUGUGAAGGUUCUGUGUUGGCUAUGUUCUGAAUUCUGAGUUUCAGUAAAGAUCCUUUUGGAGGCCAUGUGCUGAAUUAUGAUUUUCAGUAGAGUUAUACUUGCUGUUAUAGCCAGGAAUUUGAGGAAUACAGAGAAUUGCAAAUUAAGGUUGUCAUCUAGUUGAGAUCUCAUAAUUUAGCUUAAUUAGUGAUAUGAUUUAAAGAUCAGCUUGGGAGCAAAUCUUUAUAGAUUUGGAGCCAGCUGAUAUGAUUAGUCUGAGAGCCAUAUGAUUAUGUUCUCUAGUUUAAUUCAGAUAUAUAUUAUGAUUCAUCUUCUCAGUGUUCAUCAUAUGAAAGACAUGUAUUUCAUUUUCUUGUCUUUGUUAUUGUUGAUCUACUGUUUUUAUUAUCUUCUUAGAGGGAUAUGUAUAUCUAUGCUAUUUAUAUCGCACAUAUUUCAACAAUCCAGAAAUCCAAUAGCUUCUGUGAUGGCUAGCUCUAGUUCCUUUGUUCCACCUCCGUCGUCCUCGGACGCGAUUAAGCCUGAGAGCUUCGAUGGAACCGGCUUUAAGCGCUGGCAGGCCCGGACGAGGCUGUGGAUGAUGGAGCUCGGAUUAUUCUGGGUCCUCACCGAAGAGCCAUCCGCUCCUCAAGGGGAAGCCGUGCUAGACGAGGUCGAAAGAACGCGUCUCGAUGCGUUAAGGGCCCGUUGGGAGAAGGCAAAUGCCUCAGCCCUUGCACGUCUCCUGGCCGUUCUGUCAAACAGGCUCUUCGAUGUCUACGUGGGAUUCGGGGAAGCACGGAAGGUGUGGACGGAGCUGAAUGACAAGUAUGCUGAAAGCGAUAAUGGCAAUGAGUCCUUCAUGGUGGCAAGCUACCUGAACUUUCGUAUGGGAGAUAGCAGAUCAGUCAUGGAACAAAUUCAUGAAUUACACCUGAUCGUGCGUGACUUAGGCCAAUAUGGUUGUGUCCUCCUGGAGAACUUUCAGGUUAAUGCUAUUUUGGCCAAGCUGCCUACUUCUUGGCGUGAUUUUGUCACUGCACGUCGACACUUAAAACAGCGAUUGACUCUUAAUGAGCUCAUUGCUGCUAUAAAUGUCGAAGAGAAGUCAAAGGCAGGUUAUGGUGGGGCGAAGAUGCCUGCUCAAGCUAAUCUUGUUGAGCACAAGAACCAUCCUGGGAAGAAUGUGAAGAAAGAGAAGGCCAAGCCUGGUUUCUCUGGACCAAAGACUAAUACUAUGAAGAAGAAGAAGAAGCCCGAGAUUGUCUGCUACGUCUGCGGUGGGUUGGAUCAUAAGGCCAAUAGAUGUCGCGAUCGUAAGGGCAAGGGGCCAACACCUGACCAGCAGAAGGCAGCCAAAGCCCAAGUUCAUGUGGCUGUUGCAACGGUUGAUAAUACCGAUAAAGGCGACGCCACUAGUGGGGCGCAGACUGUGGAUCCGUACUGAUGGGGAACGGGGUCUCGGCAGCAGUGCGUGGAGUAGGACAAGUGAGCCUGAAGCUGACUUCCGGCAAGAUUCUUGUCUUAAAGGACGUACUAUUUGUUCCUGCCAUGACCCGCAAUCUACUCAGUGGAUCGAUGAUGUGCCGGCAAGGAAUAAAGUUAGUCUUCGAGUCGAAUAAAGUAGUGAUCACCAGGUGUGGGUCGUUUGUAGGAAAAGGCUAUGAUUGCGGAGGCAUGUUCCGCAUUUUUACUCUUGAUAGCUCUACAAACAUUUUCUAUU
Messenger RNA from Phragmites australis (common reed), 1911 nucleotides. RefSeq lists its product as uncharacterized. The record is from RefSeq and is a predicted model, not a curated record. Bases 475 to 1635 code for a protein of 386 amino acids. The transcript is spliced from 2 exons. NCBI's taxonomy places the organism in Eukaryota, Viridiplantae, Streptophyta, Magnoliopsida, Poales, Poaceae.